CACGGAGACCCCACUACGCCUCCUCCAGCCACAGGGACCUCCAGCUCCGGACCGCCACCACCAGCCCCAAACUCAUGGACAACAUCCAGCUCUUCGUGCUGUGUGUGUUUGCGCUGCACCAGAGCCUAGCCAUGCCUCUGGGAAGCCAGUGCAUGGACGAGUCCUACUGCAGCCUGCCCGACUACUACGGCCAGCUCAUCAACCUGCCACAUCGCAUCAACGAGAGGAGCAUCGCUUCCUGGACCUACGUGGAGAACAUUGACCUGGACCGGAUCCCCCGGAUCAUCCACGAGGCCUACUGCCACACCAGCCACUCCUGCCAGGGCGUGGAGGGCCCGUCCAGCCUGGAGACCAUCCCCAUCUCCCUGAGGGUGCCGGUCCUGAAGAGGAACCCUGCCUGCUUCCCCAGGGCCAGCUACUCCCUGGAGUACGAGUCCAUCAACAUCGCCUGCAUCUGCGCCGUGUCCCGGAGCAGCUGAGGGCCGCAGCGACACGAUAAACGAUGAAUCAAUGAUGGAAACACCCCCUUAACAAAGGCCCUCCCUCCUAGGGAGGCCCAGACACACCCUCCCAUACAGUAGACAACCCAGCGGCCUCCUGACCGAGCUCCAGCACAGGGCUACGGUCGCAGCGCCUUCACUUUAGACACUGUAGAACUAAACCUGCGUUUUGUGCAAAAUGAAAUAAACGUACAUUUUAACAGUGAAAUGUGUUUCUUAGAGAGCAGUAGCUACUAUACUUGAUAUUACUAUACAUAUUAAUAUGCAUAUAAUACUAAUAAAUAAAUGUGUAUAUAUGUUGGAUAUUAUGCUUUAUAUAAUAUAUGACGUUGACCGAUGAGAAUACAUUUAGUAGCACCUGGCGGGGAAAUACAGACUGAAUACCCCCUUCACCCCUCUUCUUUCAUGGACUACGGUCUAUAUUGAGUACGGUCAGUACCAGUCGUAUCAUUCAUCUCAAAAGGAGCGAAUGUUGAUUUGCACUGCGGUACGCGCUGUUUCUGAAAGAGCGAUACUUUGAGUUAUCAACAGGGAAACAACCAUAUCUAACUUCUCUAAACAUGGAUCUAUUAAAGAAUGCACACCGAAUUUUUCAGAGGCUAUACGUCAGGGGCGUCCCAGUGAUCGAUGAAGCACUGACAAUAACCCAAACGUGUGUGUGGCAGCAUGGAGCUGAUCCUGAGCAGGUUCAGCAGGCGGUUAGGUUGGAGUAGACAUCUGAGAGGGUGAAGCUUCUCAGAUGCAUAGAAGUUAACUCAUUAGAACGCUCCUACAGAACGUUUGAAAAAAAUGCGUUCCCUCCAGAGGAGUUUGUCCGUUCUGGGCUACAGUAGAAUCAUGGAGUCCUCCUUGGAAGAGGACCCGCUUCCAUAUAGAUAUGAAGAGCUCAUUCUAAGAUAAAAAAUAUAUUAACAUUAUUAUUUUCUAGGUAUUAUACACUAAUAAUAACAUACUUAACAUACUUAUUAUAUUCCAUUCCAGGCUAUUUCGUUGUGAUGGAUCUACUGACUCUACCUUUAAACCCCACAUUAGAACGUGUUGCUGAUGCUGCGGCUUUCCUCUAUCUGCGAACUAAAUUUAAACGAUAUAUGAUAUACUACAGUGAUGAUAUA
Messenger RNA from Gadus morhua (Atlantic cod), 1612 nucleotides. Its product is annotated as interleukin-17D. Bases 75 to 479 code for a protein of 134 amino acids. The transcript is spliced from 3 exons. The record is from RefSeq and is a predicted model, not a curated record. Gene Ontology annotation, cellular component: extracellular region. Lineage: Eukaryota; Metazoa; Chordata; Actinopteri; Gadiformes; Gadidae. Gene Ontology annotation, molecular function: cytokine activity.